Molecule: messenger RNA, 3432 nt
Organism: Lepisosteus oculatus (spotted gar)
Lineage: Eukaryota; Metazoa; Chordata; Actinopteri; Semionotiformes; Lepisosteidae
Source: RefSeq, a predicted model, not a curated record
GGUCCCCCCGGUCGCGAGGAGGAGGAGGAGGAUGUGGCGCGCGGAGGGGAAAUGGCUGCCGAAAACAAGCCGGAAGGACUGAAGAAAAUACGUAAUCUGGAUCGAAUGUACAGAUCAGCUGUCUGUUAUGCCGGCCAUGCUCCUGCUAAGGGUGUCAGUGAUGAAACAGAAAUUAACAAUGAUCAUGGAAACAGUAACGGCAGUCAUGUGAAAAUAUUCCUACCCAAAAAGCUGCUUGAAUGUCUACCAAAAUGCUCGUCGCUGCCGAAGGAGAGACACAGAUGGAACACCAAUGAGGAAAUCGCAGCUUAUUUAAUAACGUUUGAAAAGCAUGAAGAGUGGUUAACAACAUCCCCUAAAACAAGGCCACAGAAUGGGUCCAUGAUACUGUACAACAGGAAGAAGGUGAAGUACAGGAAGGAUGGCUACUGCUGGAAGAAGCGGAAAGAUGGCAAGACGACGCGGGAGGAUCACAUGAAGCUGAAGGUGCAGGGAGUGGAGUGUCUCUAUGGCUGCUAUGUCCACUCCUCCAUCAUCCCCACCUUUCAUCGCAGGUGCUACUGGCUGCUUCAGAACCCUGACAUCGUCCUGGUGCACUACCUGAAUGUGCCUGCUAUAGAGGACUGUGGGAAGCCCUGUGGGCCCAUCCUGUGCUCCAUCAACACCGACAAGAAGGAAUGGGCCAAGUGGACCAAGGAGGAGCUGAUCGGCCAGCUCAAGCCGAUGUUUCAUGGCAUCAAGUGGACUUGCAGCAAUGGGAACAGCAGCACCGGCUUCUCUGUGGAGCAGCUGGUGCAGCAGAUACUGGACAGCCACCAGACCAAGCCGCCUCCCCGGACUCACAACUGCCUCUGCACGGGCACCUUGGGUAAGGGCUGGGGGAGGGGCAGCGAGCCAGGGGCAGAACAGGGGCUCUGGUUUCCUCCCACGCCGUCCAAAGAAACGGCGGGCGUACCCUGCCUUGGGCCUGACAUCUGCCAGGACAGGCUGCAGCUCCUCCGCGACCCCGAACUGGAUAAAGAGACAUGUCAAAACUGCUGCAAACUGCCCCUGCCCUUCCGCCCGUCUCUGACGCGCGCACACGCACACACGUGCCCGCCCCGCACACGUGUGCGCAAACACACGCACAGAAGCGCUCGCGGCUUCUGGACCGAUAACCAGUUCAGGAUGUCCAUUCUGGAGCGGCUGGAACAGAUGGAGCGCCGGAUGGCCGAGAUGUCUGGCCAUCACCAACAGGGGGCAGGAGGGACCACAGGGGGGACAGGAGGGGGCGCCGGGGGCAACACCAGCCAGACACAGUGCAUGUCCGGCCAGGGCCCGGCGGGCAGCUCCUUCGAGAGCCGCGUGGUGGUGGUGUGCGAGAAGAUGAUGAGCCGCGCCUGCUGGGCCAAGUCCAAGCACCUCAUCCACUCCAAGACCUUCCGCGGGAUGACCCUGCUGCACCUGGCGGCGGCCCAGGGCUACGCCACCCUGAUCCAGACCCUCAUCAAGUGGCGUUCCAAGCACGCCGACAGCAUUGACCUGGAGCUGGAGGUGGACCCUCUCAACGUGGAUCACUUCUCCUGCACCCCGCUGAUGUGGGCGUGCGCUCUGGGCCACAUGGAGGCGGCGGUGGUGCUGUACAAGUGGGACCGGCGGGCGCUGGCCAUCCCGGACUCGCUGGGCCGGCUGCCCCUGUCCAUCGCGCGCUCCCGCGGGCACACCAAGCUGGCCGACUGCCUGGAGCAGCUGCAGCGGGACGAGCAGCAGCAGCCCCCAUCCGCCCUGCCGCCCGCGCCCCGCCUGGCCUUCUCCCCCGCGCCCGACACCCCCGCGCCCGACAGCUGGAUGGUGGCGUGGGGCAGCGACACGGUGGCGGCAGCCCCGGGGCAGAAAGGCGGCGGUGCUGGUGCCACCACUAACCCCAGCCCAGACCUGAGGCGGCCCAGGUCGGAGCCGUCCAGCUACUACAGCAGCGAAUGCCAGCGAGACCUGCCCCUGGCCAAGAAACACAAGCCCAACCCCGAGUUCUUCCAGGGCCGGCCGGACAAGGCCAUGUCUGUGCCGCUCAGCCUGGAGCAGCAGCAGCUCCACAAGCUGUCCGGCAGCCCCAAGGCAGCGCUCUCCGACAGCCUCUCCCCGGACAAGAGCCUGGAGGAGGCGGGGGGCGGCAGCAGCGGGGGGCUCCCCCACCACAAGCUGGGGGCGUUCCGGGGACUGGGCGGAGCAGGGGGCGGCGGCGGCGGCGGCGGCGUGGGCUCCAAGUGGGGCUCCAGGGAGCUGUACUCGGCGGCGGCGGUGACUCUGGGCGCCGUGGCGGUGCAGCCCGCCGCCCUGGGCAGGAAGGGAGCCGGGGCAGGUGGGGGCAGCAGCCUGGGCAAGGAGAAGCUGGCCAGCCGGCUGCGUCAGCGGGAGCCCCUGAGCGUGCUGAUGAUGUCGGAGCGCGAGAUGGUGGACACGGAGCUGCUCUCGUACCGGGACGACCUGGAGAACCAGGACUGCCUAGCCCACAUGGACGACCUGCAGGUGAACAUGAUGACCCUAGCGGAGCACAUCAUUGAAGCCACGCCUGAGCGGAUUAAACGGGAGAACUUUGUUGCCGUGGAGACGACACCUUUGGACAGCGCUGGGGUCAGCAACACCAUGAGCUGGCUGGCCAGUUACCUAGGAGAUGUGGAACACCUGCCCAGUGUCAUACACCUGCGGUCUCUGUACAGCGAGCCCCUGACGCCCUCCUCCAACCCCAGCCUGAGCCCCGCGGGGUCUCCGCUGCGCGAGGGGCCCUUUGAAAAGCCCAGCCUGCCGUCUCCCGCUGACUGGACUGACUUCCUCAGCGCAUCCAACAGCAAGGUGGAGCGGGACCUGGCUCAGCUCACCCUGUCGGACCCCGAGCAGAGGGAGCUGUAUGAGGCCGCGCGGCUGGUGCAGACUGCCUUCCGCAAGUACAAGGGUCGGCCAUUACGAGAACAACAGGAAGUAGCAGCUGCAGUCAUUCAGCGUUGCUACAGGAAGUACAAACAGCUUACAUGGAUAGCCUUGAAGUAUGCACUUUAUAAGAAGAUGACGCAGGCCGCCAUCCUUAUCCAGAGUAAAUUCCGCAGCUACCACGAGCAGAAGAAGUUCCAGCAGAGCCGGCGCGCGGCCGUGCUGAUCCAGCAAUAUUACCGCAGCUACAAGGAGUUCGGCAGGCUGAGGCCCCAUCGCCGGGCAGCUGCUGCGGCGCUUGUGCAACACAAACUCAGAAGUAGUUUGCUCACCAAGAAGCAGGACCAGGCUGCACGUAAGAUCAUGAGGUUCCUGCGCCGCUGUCGCCACAGAGUGAAAGAAUUGAGAAGGGACAGGGAACAUGAGACCUUGCAGAAGAACCCCCUCACGAUGUGACAUCACUUUUCCAGACUCUUUUUUUUUUCUUUUCUGUUUGUACCAGAGACAUUUUACAAGAGGAAAAAAAAA